Melitaea cinxia (Glanville fritillary) is the source of this 1541-nucleotide messenger RNA. RefSeq names its product BTB/POZ domain-containing protein 6-B-like. The record is from RefSeq and is a predicted model, not a curated record. Lineage: Eukaryota; Metazoa; Arthropoda; Insecta; Lepidoptera; Nymphalidae. Gene Ontology annotation, biological process: neurogenesis. The transcript has 2 exons. Gene Ontology annotation, molecular function: protein binding. Bases 133 to 1464 code for a protein of 443 amino acids. Gene Ontology annotation, cellular component: cytosol; P-body.
GUCUUUACCUUCAUGCACUCAUGUUUGUUUAAUGUUUGUUUGCAAACAUCCGUAACUAUAUCAGUAUUAAUAAAUUUAAUUAACAGAUACUUCGUAUUCCUUUAACUUUGUAUCGUCAAGUUCGAUUAUAAAAUGAGUAAACUCAGAAUCAAUAGCUUAUACGACAGAGUGAAUAAAUUAUUGGUGUCAUAUGAGUGGAGUGACUGCUGUUUUUCAGUAUGUGGUAAAAAAUUUAAAGCUCACAAACUGAUAUUAGGUAUCAGCAGUCCUGUCUUUGAGGCUAUGUUUUAUGGCCCUUUGUCAACAAAUGAAGAGGUAACCAUUACAGAUAUCGAACCAAAGAUAUUUCAGCUACUGCUUAAUUAUAUUUACACCGACAAAGUCAAAAUCCAAUCAAUAGAAGAAGCAUAUGACUUAUUGUAUGUCUCAAGAAAAUAUAUGUUUGAAUAUCUCACAGAAAUAUGUAUAACAUUCAUUCAAUCUAAUAUAAGUAUCGACAAUGUAGUAUCUGUGUUAAACUAUCCAGACCACAUGCAAGACAACCUACUGGUUUCAACAGCACUAAAACUGUUUUGUCAACACGCAGAGUACCUUUUGAUGGAAAAUAAACGUCACAUAAACUUUACAUGUAUGCAAAACAUUCUAAAAUGCAAAGAAAUAAAUAUACUAGAAAAAGAUCUGAUAAAGUAUGUGUUUGAAUGGACUUCAUUUUAUUGUGAACAGAAUGAUAUUAAAAAUAGUUUUCAGAAUAGAAGAGAUAUAUUAACAAAAAGUGAUUUAAUGGAGUUACUAAAAUUCUUUACACUUUCCUUAAAAGAAUUAGAAGAAAUAACAGAUUGUAAAGACAAUCUUUUGUUAAGCAUUGAAAAAGAAUUCUUGAAAGAAGCCAUAAAAUGUUUUAACAGUUUAAAUAAAAAUGUAAUUAGUCACUUUGAUAAUAUGUUAUUACCAAGAAAACCAAUUAAAUUGCAGUGGCGCCUGUGUCACCGUUCACUGAUAAGAUCUGAAUCUCCUUUAAUUAUUGAUAGUACAAAAAAUACAAUACACACAAAAAUAAAAGCAGAUAAAUCUAUCUUUGUAAACUCUUUAAAUGUAUAUUCAAGAGCAGCACCAGUUAGCAACUAUUGUUACAAUAUACAAAAUAUUUAUUGUGAAAAGUUUACAAUCUCAGUUAUGUGUGAAACAGAAAACAAAGAAAUAAAGAAAAUUGUCUUUAAAAAUGAUGUAAAGUAUGAUACAAAUAUAGAUAUCGAAUUUAGUGAACCUAUAUUUAUUAAAAAAGACUCCUGGUACAAAAUAACUUUUGUUUGGCCUCGGCUAAACACUUUUUCCUCAUAUGUAUAUAGUGUAGAAAGUAGAGAUACUAUCUAUAGUAAUGGUAAAAUAAAGUUUGAAUUUGAUGAUUUCUCAACUAUUUCUGAUAAUGGAGGAAGUUUUCUCAGAGGAUUAAAAUUUUGUAUGUAAAAUAUUAGUUAAAAAGUAUCCAACUUGGUUUAUUUAUUUAACAUUUAAUGAUUAAUUUUUCUCAGUGGCAUAUAAUU